CUCUCAUAUAAUACGUCGUAUCUCGAGAGAGGCAAAUCUUUUGUAUAUAGGUGCGUGCGGAGGAGAAAGAGACACCUCGCGAAGGUUUUUCAACUCCGCCAAGCUAUGACCCGCCUGAUUUAAUGACAAAGGAUCGUGCGCGGCUUCUGAGCCUCUUGCUCCGAUCUUAUCCCAUACGACCUAUCAUCCAACUGACCAUUUUGACUUUUUGAUUCAUUGUCGUCGUCGUCGUCGUGUAUAUGUAGCUCAUCCUAACGUUAUCAACCGCUGCCGAUGCAUCUACUCUCUUGGUUUCUCUAUCUAUAUCGCACACGGUUAUCUCGACUUUUUUCGUGCACUGGUGGCGCCACGACGCUCUUCUCACCUGCACUCCGUGCCGCGCGAUCGAAAAUUGCCUGUUACGCUGCAUCGCUGCGAGAGAUUUCCUGCAUCUCGGCGUGUAUCGUGCUAUCUAUAUACCUACGGCGGUCGCUCGGCGCGCUGCUGCUUUUAGCCGCGCGGACUAUCAUUUCUACUCUGAUCAUGGCUAGAUGUCGCCUCGCGUCGGGCAGCGCGGCCGGUUUUUUACGCCCACUCCGGCCUCCGCGAUUGCGACGUCUCGUGUGUAGCAGCUGCUGUGCUCCAUGCUUAUUAGAUGACACACACGAGGUAUUUUGUGUAGUAACCACGAGAUACCGCAGUCGAGGUACUACUUUUGACAUGUGAGGCACACAGCGUCAAUAACAACAAAAAUACAAGCAUACAAGGAUGACGGCUCUCGCUCAUCUCUCCAAAGCUACAGCUUACCCAGCGGCCCGAUUGAUGUUCAAGUCGAGCCGAAUCAAUCUCGAGUCGACGAGGCGCUGCGAGGCCAGCUUCGUGCCCCAGAGGGUUCUGGUGCUCACCAAGGUCUCCAGAUACAUGAUAGAAAAGCUACACAAUCCCAAUCUGUCGGAGGAGGAGCUGAAGAGGAAACUAAUCGAGAGGGAUAUUAAUUUUGAUGCCAUUCUUGGUGGACACAAUAGGAAUGAAGCUACUGCUAAGAAAACCAUAGAUACUCUGAAGAGUUUAAAUAUUGACUUUAGAGUCAAGAGUCGAUACAAUGUGGACAUUGACAGUAUAAAUUGGGCAGAUUUAGUGAUACCUGUUGGCGGGGAUGGAACAUUUCUGAUGGCAUCAAACUUGAUGAACAGUAACUCCAAACCUAUCAUAGGAAUCAAUUCAGAUCCGGAAUUUUCAGAGGGCUUUUUAUUGUUGUCAAGAAAGCACUCUAGUGAUAUUCCAGGAAUAUUUGAAAGACUGAGAUCUGGAAACUUUGAAUAUCUCAUGAGAAGCAGAGUUAGAACCACUCUAAUAGGUGAAAAUAUUUGGAGAACUCCAUUUCACAUGCACGAUCAAAGUUCAUCGUUAGGGGGAAAGUUCUAUAUUAGUCAUCACAAUUCUACAAUUCCAAAAGGCAAACUCCCCAAAACAAGAAGAAUACCCUGGUUAGCUCUUAAUGAAGUAUUCAUUGGAGAAUCUUUAUCUGCCAGAAUAAGUAUUUUACACAUAGGUGCAAAUGGUGGAAAAUUGCAAAAGGUUAAGAGUUCUGGGAUGUGUGUGAGUACAGGUACCGGUUCUACUUCCUGGUAUAGAGCAAUCAAUUGUUUGAAUCCUCAAGUGGUUCAAGAUGUUUUAUCUUCGGCUGGACUAAAAGAUCAGACGAAUUCCGACAUUGAAAAAAUUUGCUCUGAUUUUAAUUCAAAAAUUCAGUUCCCAGCUGAUGAGCUACAAUUGAGUUACACGAUCCGAGAUAUGAUUCUUAAGCCAUCCAAACCUACGCCAGAGCACACGUUUCCUCGCGGCUUUACCAAAAAGUUAACUAUCCGCUCUCAAUGUUACGACGGUGGUUUAGUAAUUGACGGUGGAAUUGCUAUACAUUUUAAUGCAGGCACUACAGCAGUGCUGGAGACUCUCAAAGAAGACGCCCUACGCAACAUCGUUUUCACUGAUUGAAUCCUAGGAAAGUUUAUUGAAACAUUCCUCAAAGUUUCAACUUUUGAGUACCUUUUAUAUGUAUAAAACGGAAAACUGUCCUGGGAUUUUUUCCCUACAUUUUUUAAACUGUAGUUUUAGAGAUUUUACUCAUUACUGAUAGUAAUAAGAUAACGAAUAUAUAUGUCAAUUGUUACUGCCGAAAUUGAUCAAUUGACUCGUCUUAAGAACGUAAGAUCUGUAUUCUUAAUGUAUACCUUUUGUACGAUAGCUUUCGAUACUCGAGAUAAGUUUUUAAAAUUUAAAAAAAAAUCUAACUAUUUUGUACGAGCUGGUCAAAAACUUGUCGAAUUCAAUGACUGUACCAUUGAGACGGAUUAUAAAAAGAGAUCAUUAGCUUUUACCGCUGGAUCGGUGUGGCACGCGCAUUUUUAUCUAUUGUAAUUUGAUGUUUGACCAGUUGAAAACCGCGUGGAUAUGUUAAAUUCUGGGAAAAAAUGUGAUAUAUUGUAAAGCACUUUGAUAAUCAAAAUCGCUAUUUUCACGUAUCAAGACUGCUAAUAAACACUCUACUCUGUAA
Molecule: messenger RNA, 2533 nt
Organism: Trichogramma pretiosum
Lineage: Eukaryota; Metazoa; Arthropoda; Insecta; Hymenoptera; Trichogrammatidae
Gene: Nadk2
Product: NAD kinase 2, mitochondrial
Exons: 6
Coding region: 748-1974 (408 amino acids)
Biological process (GO): NADP+ biosynthetic process; NAD+ metabolic process
Cellular component (GO): mitochondrion
Molecular function (GO): NAD+ kinase activity
Source: RefSeq, a predicted model, not a curated record